GCGGCGCGCGUGCGCGGUCAGCGGCGGGGGGCGGCUGGGCGCGGGCACGGGGCCGGGGCCGGGGGGGAGCCGAGCGGGAGGGGCCGGGGGCAGCGGGGCCGCCAUGAGCGCUGCGCUCCCCCUGCGCACCCAGCCGCCCUCGGCCUGCGAGUGAAGCGAGGCGAGGCCGGGCCCCUUCCUCCCUCCUCCUCCUCCUCCUCCUCCUUUUUUUUCUCCGUCUCCUCCUCCCCGCCGCGCACCUCGGGGAGCCGCCGGUGCCGUCCCCGCCGCGGCCCGGAGAGGGAACUGAAGGAAAGUCAUCAUGGGAGCAUUUUUAGACAAGCCAAAGAUGGAGAAGCAUAAUGCCCAAGGGCAAGGGAAUGGGCUUCGUUACGGUCUGAGUAGUAUGCAAGGCUGGCGAGUUGAAAUGGAGGAUGCACAUACAGCUGUGAUUGGUUUGCCAAAUGGACUUGAUGGAUGGUCAUUUUUUGCUGUAUAUGACGGGCACGCUGGAUCCCAGGUUGCCAAGUACUGCUGUGAGCAUUUAUUAGAUCACAUCACAAGCAACCAGGAUUUUAAAGGGCCAGAUGGGCCCCCAUCUGUGGAAAGUGUAAAGAGCGGCAUCAGAACAGGUUUUCUGCAAAUUGAUGAACACAUGAGAGUCAUCUCCGAGAAGAAACAUGGCGCAGACAGAAGUGGGUCAACAGCUGUGGGUGUCAUGAUUUCUCCCCAACACACAUACUUCAUCAACUGUGGAGACUCGAGAGGUUUACUUUGUAGAAACAGGAAGGUUCACUUCUUCACACAGGAUCACAAACCGAGUAAUCCACUGGAGAAAGAGCGUAUACAGAACGCAGGUGGCUCUGUAAUGAUUCAGCGCGUGAAUGGUUCCCUCGCUGUUUCAAGGGCACUUGGAGACUUUGAUUACAAAUGUGUCCAUGGGAAAGGUCCUACCGAACAGCUAGUCUCACCCGAGCCUGAAGUUUAUGAAAUUGAGAGAUCAGAAGAAGAUGAUCAAUUCAUCAUACUGGCUUGCGAUGGUAUCUGGGAUGUUAUGGGAAAUGAAGAGCUGUGUGACUUUGUAAGAUCCAGACUUGAAGUCACUGAUGACCUUGAGAAAGUUUGCAAUGAGAUAGUUGACACCUGCUUGUACAAGGGAAGUCGAGACAACAUGAGUGUGAUAUUGAUCUGUUUUCCGAAUGCACCAAAGGUAUCACCAGAGGCGGUGAAAAGAGAGGCAGAGUUGGACAAGUACCUGGAAAGCAGAGUAGAAGAGAUCAUAAAGAAGCAGGGUGAAGGAGUACCAGACUUAGUCCAUGUGAUGCGUACGUUAGCAACUGAGAGCAUCCCAAACCUCCCGCCAGGGGGUGAAUUGGCAAGCAAGCGGAGUGUGAUUGAAGCUGUUUAUAACAGACUGAACCCCUACAGGAAUGAUGAUACUUCUGGAUUAUCCAGAAACUGCUGUAACUAUGGGCACUCCAGACUUUAAAGGGUUCCUUCUUUUUUCUUUAAGGAUUCUGCCUCAACUGAUGAUAUGUGGUAAAACUGCUCAUCUAGCUGUGGAGUUCAUGUUUCAUCCUUCAAAUGAAAGUGCAGCCCAACCUCAGUGACCCUUCUUAACAUCCAUCCUCAAUAUUAAUUAAAGAAGGGAAUAUGAUGUGUUGGUGAGAAUGACUACAGCAGAAAACUACAGCAGUACGACAUCUAGCCCAGGAACUGAUCUUUUUUGUAAAACAGACUUCUGUAAACGUGAUUUCAAACCAUAAUUCAUGUUGUAAAUCAGACUCCAGCAAUUUAUGUUGUAUGAUUUUGUUUUUGUAAAGUGCAAUUGUCUUUGUACAAAAUGCUCAUAUUUAAUUAUGAAUUGCUUUAAAUCACUAUAAAGGUUAGAAGAAAUGUUUGGCUUGUGUGAUGCAACAAUAUAUAUAUCCCUUUAAAUUCAUGUUGUGGUUUUGGAUUGCAAGGAGCAGCAGCCUAGCCAGCUAGGUGCUCAAGAGGUGCACAAAACUGUAAAGACAACUUCUCGUUUUAUAUGAAAGCUGAACUCGUGGGCAACUUGCCAGGAAUCAGUGUGUGAAUUUGCUCGGCAAAGGACGAACAGCGAAGAGUAGUGCACUUUCUUCAACAAACGUAUCACGUUUUCUUGGAGGCACUCCUGCUCUCACAUUGAGUUAAAGGGAGUUCCGAUUUUGACUUCAGUGGGAGUUGAAUCAUGCCCUAUUAAUAGUAUCGUGUUCAUACGCGUAUGAACCUUGGGAUUAGAAUGCCUUGAUUCUUUGCACCUCUUUUUUCAUUAACCCUUACCUGAAACUACUAAUCACUGAGCACGAACAGGCAGCUUUCUACAUUCAGUAGGAGUCUGCAGCAUUUUUACAAUACUGAUUGGCUGGGUCUGCUGCUGUUCCAAGUAAAAUACUCUGAAUUCCAUUUUAUCAAUAAAGCUUGGUUUAACAAACAAGAAAUUUAUCCAUAAAUGUGUAAUUCCUUUUUUCCUGCCUUUUGAAAUGUCAGUGCCAUUGUAAAUGAUAUUUUACAUGUGGAAGAAUAUUUUUAUUAAUUGGUAGCCCAUUUUUAAAAUGGGAAGAAUUUUAAUUACUGCCCAAGACAUAGCCAUAUGCUAGAGGAUGAAGUGGGAUUAAUGUUACCCUAUUUUUUACGAGUGUGGGUUUUUUUCAGGCUUUUUUUCUCCCCACUGAGGAUGUGCAUUGGUUUGAAUUUGCCUACUGUUUGAUAAAAAUACAUUUGUCAAAGCCUGACAAUCUUUAACGUUUUAUGGUGUGUGUUUUUAAUUGACCCACUUACUUAGAAUGAGAGACUAGUGGUUAAACAGUACUUGUGAUUUGAGAUGUAGCAUGUUGACAAUAUUUAACUGUUCGUUGUUUAAAAUUCUAAUUUAAAAUUUUAUAAGAUAAUAAACUAAUUUGAUUUAAGCCUAGCUUUCUCCCAUUGAACAUGCAAAAUUAAGUUUUCAAGUCAGUCGUGUUUGCAAAACUGCUGUUUUGUGCACCUUGUAUUGUCUUUUUGGUUGAGAAUAUUGUAUUUAAUAUGUAGUUUACUCAUUUAGUAGGCAGAUUCCCCAAAAGGAAAAUCAGUAAAACAAGUAGAUUGUAACAUUUACUGCGGUUAAACAGAAUCAAGACGUGGUGUAUAAUUACUUUUUGAUAGGAAAAUGUAGUUCAAUGCAUUUUGCUAUAUUUGUCUUUCCCUAACUUUGAAAUAUACAUAUUUGUAUAUAUAGCCUUAAAACUAAUGCAGAGUUAGGGAACACUGAACAGUGAAAAAGUAACUUAUAGUGUCUUGGAACUAAGUAUAGUAUAUACCAGCAAACUUUUCUUUUAUCCCUCUUGUCUAUGUGGGGUGCUUAAAACGUAACUUCAUUGUAUUCAGUUUGUAAUCUGUUCAAGCAUGAAUGAAGAAAACAUAAGCACUAUUUGUAUUUAUAAAUUUAUAGCAAUUUUUGCUUAAAGAACCAGUUCCUUACCUACCUAUGAAUAAAUGCUUAAAAUGUCUAAUUUUGUUGUAGAGUGCAAAACUAUAAUAAUGUUAAGUUAUAGCUUCACAGGCACCUAAUUAACAAGCGUAUUUAAUACAUGGCGUAUUAGUGCAAAAAGCUAAACUCAGUUUAGGACUAGGCGGAUAAAGUUCUGUCCUUUUUCGUAGAGACUAAAGUUUAGUUUUGGAAACUGCAAAACGUUGAACUGGACUGUGGAAACUUUGAGUUUAAAACUUUGAGAAUCAGAAGCAAAACUGUGGUGUGAAAAGCCAUACUUCGAACCAUAAUCACUUAAAGUGUCUCAGUGACAAAUGAUGUAUUUGAAGCCUCUUCCUAUGAGGUCUCCUAAAGGUUAGGAAGAAAAUAAUUCUGCUAUUGCUGCAGGUGCUGUAACGAGGUUUGAGGGUAGCAGAAGAAAGCCCGUUUCAGGCCUUUCUCCCUACCACCUACGUGCAGCAUUUUGAUGAGGUCAGAGCACUGAAUCUAUGAUGAAUGCACAAACACUGCCAUUUUAGAUACAGAGUUUGAUUAUGAAAUCUUAAAUAUAUAAAGCAUCCUAGAAAAGAGGCAAGCUGUACUUUUCACUGCUCUGAAAAGAAAAAGAAAAAGGCACUUUUGCACCUUUGUGCAUCUCCUUCUUGCACCAGAAACUUUUUUGUUAAUUGCUAAAAACAUUAGCACCUCAGGGGCAAGGCAGCAAUUUUUUUUUUGAAGUAUUGUGUGCUAUUUAUUUCCCUCAUGGAAAAACUAUUCCUGUGUGACAAAAAUGAAAAUUGUGUGAUGUUAAAAGAUGUAUUUUUAAAUACAUGUUCAACUAGGAUGGUCCCAAUCUGCUUGUUUUUUUAAGAGGAAAUGAUAUUUGUAAAGCUACUUCACUUCGUAUGCCAUGCGAUUUUGUUUUCCUUCUACAUUUGACAGCUUCACUGGCUUCAGUUUCUGUGAGUUUUGUUACAGUCAGAUUAAAUGUUUCACUGAUCAUUCUGGGAAAAUUACCUGUACUGCUUUAUAGACCACUGUUUCAAACAAUUCUCACUAAUUCAGCAUUGAAAUGUGCUCAAGACAGAGGCUUUCUAAAAACGUCCUAGAACCAGUGUUGGAUUAGCUAAACGGAAUUAUGUUAAGCAGGGUCCUAGACUUGCGAGGCCUUGUAAACCCGUUGUAUCGGCGGAGUCCUGGUACGUGUGGUGAGUCGUGGAGCUGGGGCCUUUCUGGUGGCUGCUCUUGCCUGGUCAGCAGGCGGCACUGCACGGGCCUUGAUGUGUGGCCAUCACUCAUUUUAAUCUUCCCUCAGAAGUCAGAAUCGGAGAGAGAAAUUUCAUCUACUUGUCAUGAAUCUGUGAUGAGUUGGGGUAAUCCUAGGUUGUCUCCUAGUAGCAAAAUGCCCGAAGAAUAUUAAGCAGCAGAUGAGUAAGGGUAGCACUGACCUUGGCAGUUCAUGCAGGUGCCAAAGCUAAUCAUUUUAACACCUCCUUAUGAUGCUGACUUGAAUGUCAAUUAAACUGUUUGUCAAAAAACUGAGACUGUCUCAGCUGUAUCGGUUAGAUCUGAGCCACAUUGCUUAGUUCAAGAAUUGGAUCAUCAGGAUUUGAACCAAAUUUGGGAACGGUUUUCACUGCAAUUCGUUCCCUGCUAAGAAUCUCAUCUUGACUUGUUACACUGGGGUAGCAUAGAUUUCCUAUUGCAUUUUCCUAAUUGUUUAUGAACUAAGGCUAUAGUUUUGUGGUCAGUUGAUAUCAAGACUGAACUAUCUAUCACUGUAAGUCUGCUCCCACUGCCCUUCUUGUGCCAGCAGUAGCGCUUCUGUGGCCAUGCAGCUAGGAGCAGAAAAGAAAAUCUGUACUCUCAGAUGGACAAAGUGAUAUUCCAGCUACCCAGUGCUAGCACAGGGCAGGGCAUGGGGUGAAGACAGGGCUAUGAGCGAAGGAAAGCUUGCACCACCUCUUCUACCACAGUCAAAGAAAUUGGACCCAAAGCACAGAUAAAUGAUGGGCCUGUGUAGGGAGUAUCAAAGCCUUUGCAGAUCUUUUUCCACACUGUACUUAAACAUUUUAGUUUAGUUAACGUUCUUUUUCUUAAAACUGGAAUCGUGAAACUUCGGUUUUAAUGUCUUGUAUGCGAGUUCCCUGCUGGCAGACUUGCUUUUUGUUGGCCGUCUCUGUGUUUGUAGCUCUGUCUUAAGAGAUAGUCAGCAUGGCUGUCACAAUUAGAUUAAUGACGUGGCUGUCAGAGUUUACCUUAUUUAAAUGUACAUCAGGAUUUCAUCAUGCCAAGGUGUUCACCUCCAUUUCUACAUGCACGUUCCUGAAUUGCUUUAUGCACAAAUGACUUGGGAUAUUUAAAUUUCUUGAUAUUUAAAGUUGGCCCUCUCUGAAACAGGCUAACCUUUAAUUAAAUGUUACCCUUUUCCUCCUCAUUUGGCAAACUGCAGGGUUUUUAAUGCAAACCUGAUGUAUCUUGCUUAGGUUAAGAACCAGCAAAGCCAUGUAGAGCUAUAUUUUACAGUUUUCUGUAGGAAAUGGAAUUGCUAUUCUGUGCCAAGCUUCUUGAGGUGUAAAAAUGCCUUCAAGAUAACUGGUAUAGCUCCUUGUUCCUACAGCUAUGUAUGAUCAUGACCCGAGCCUUCAUAUGCUAUCACAGGGUGUGAAGUCUCUACUUGGCUGAAUAGAUUUUUUAACUGUUUAUGUACAUCCUAUUUCCAGGAUGCUGUAGUGCAUAAAAUGCAUGUGAUUCCCAACGUGAGCCAAUAAAGCAGUGCAAAAAUGAAGAAAAGUUGAAAGGUACCAAUCUGGGCUGAGUAUUUUGGACCGAGCAGUCCACGAGUAUUGACCAGAGAAUCUGCUCUCAGCUGAGCUUUCCCUGAGCUGCCUCUGCAGAGGUCUUGCACAGUCUGCAGGUCUCAGGCAUGUGCCUUCUGAAGCUUCUUGUACCUUUAUUUUGCUUCAUAGAGUUGUUGCUUUGUAAAUGAGGUAGCGGUCAGCUGGGCUGCGACAUUUCAUCCCAGAAGCUCAAGAAGCUGUAGGAAAAUGUAAAGCGUUUCAUUACAGCCCUGGAUCGCUAAAAGCUUUCAAGUAGAAAAGAACACAGAGCAUGCUAAAAGUAGGGAUUACAUCACCUCCUGCUGAAAAACAGUUUCCAGGAAAAUCUACAAAUAUUUCUACGACUUACUUUUAGUACAUUAAAAAGUCUGGCGCUUUAAUCUGAUUGUGUCUUAGUUGUCGACCUACAGUGGGCUAGGUUUUAUGCCUAUUGCUUGUUUUAUCUAUGUUUUCAUUUGAUACUCCUGCAUAGCAUUGAAACAUUUUUCCCUGUUCUGUAGACACUUCUAUAAAAAAAAAAAAAAAAAGUCUGCUUGCAAGCUAAGAGACCAGGAGUGAUAAUGGUUUCUUAGGAAAAGGGUUAUAAGGGAAGACUGCUUUAAAUAAAACAGCAAAAAAUCAUAACCAGUUGCAACCACAAAGUUUGGAAAAGUGAGCUUAACUUAAAGAUUGCCUUUUAUAGAAGUAAUGAAAUAGUUCUACUCUGAAAGUAACAAAACUUCAGUAGGGAUGGGAUGAUAGGUCAGAUUUCUACAGCAUAUAUUGUUUUAACCUAGCCAGAUUUUCAUGUUUAACUCAUUGAUUCCUGCCCGAACACUUUUUAAAUUAUUACUAGGCAUCUGCUUUUUUUGUUGUUUAAAUUAAUAAAUAAAAAAAAAAAAAAGAAAGAAAGAAAAGAAACCCAAUGGUCCUUACUACUGCGUAACUAGUAAUUUGUUUGCAAGGGUGAGUGCUAUGUCAGAUAGCAGCAUUUUUCUUUAAGAGCACUACAUCUGUACUUCUCAGCUCACUCAAUAACAUUGAGCCAAAACUGAAAUUCAUUUUUGCUUCCAUUAACUGUAUGGCUCUGAAGAGCUGGUGGGAGCAUGUGGUUUUGUGCAGCUAAAGUAGACAGGACUUGAUACAUAUUGUGAGUAAGCCUUCAGAGUGAAGGAGAUGUCAUUGUUGUUUCUUUUGAGAAAUAUCUUUGUGAAGAAAAAUGAGAAAACUGAGACUGGCAGGUCAGAAAACAUUACAUCCUUUUACUUCUAUUGAUACCUGUAGACUGAGGUCUUCAGAGUUUAAUUUCACUUGUAUUACUGAAUUCAACUCAAUCUGAGCAGUGGAAACACGAGUAGCCAAUUUCAUUUUCACUAUUGGGAUUUCAGGCUGAAGCAUGGUAUUUUUGUUUGAACUGCAAAGGAAAACUGAAUUAAGAUGAUCUUGGGAAAAUCAGGCAUACACUUCACAGCCUGCUGAUGUGGAUGGAGCAUCACUCGCAAUAUAUAAAGUUUGCACAAGUAUUGUUGGAGCUUUAACUGCCCUACUUCUGUUGUAAUUAAAGAGAAAUAUAAUCUUUAUUCUGUUUUGGUUUUGAAAAAGCUUUUCAAAGCCAAAGAGGAAGAAGGGGCAAUCUUAAAGUAAAAUGGUAGGUAAAUUGGAUGUAACAAUGUUCUAAUUCUUUGAAGGUGUAAGUCAACAGCUAAAACAUCAGAGGGGCAUGAUUUAAGAGGUUCAGUCUUUCAUGUAGUGCUUUUGGCUAUAAAAAAACAGAUAAAAGGAUGGAACCCAAAAUGAGUCACCUGGAUGGGAAAGCAAUGAAGCCCAAAACCUCUAGGAAUACAUGUUGUGAAUACACAUGGCAUUGCUCCCAUGUCCAGUAGUGGGCCUACCGGCAUUUUUAGGGGAGCUUUUAUUCUUACUGAGUGGUUGAUGCUAGACUCAAGUCUGCUGCAGGUUGAAAUUUCCAGACGUGUACAUUGGAAGCUGGGUGUUAUGAAAUAGUCCCCCCACGUGGGAUGCUGCAGUGCCUGUUACCACUGCUCUGCUGGUUCAGGCUGUGUAGGCACUCGGAUGCUGGCAGCUGGGUUUCCCUAGCAUACAUUUAAUCGUGUGCUAUAUGUGGUGGUGUGACUCACAAUGACCUUGAGUACCAAGAGUUGAGUUGUGUUUAUUAACUGGAUCUAACUCUUUGGUGCCAGGAAUCUAGUUUUUAGAGGAAGUGCUGAAUUACGCAAAUGUUCGUGGCGAAUCGUGCCGGGUAGAUCACUGCUCACGAAAAAGAAUGGCUUUGGGUAAUACAAGACACAAGCCAGGGAAUAUGGGAUAUUUGAGAAGUGCGGAGUCGAGUAUGAUUUCCAGAACCGGCUGCUUUAUAAACAUUUCAAAGCAGGGAUUUGGGGUUUUAGCAUCUGUCUUGUUCCUAAGGCUCUGUACAAACAUGCUGAAUUAGAGAGUUUUCACCUGUCUUCUCACCGGAUUGACUCCACAUCGUCUCAUAAAAGAGUCUCGUUUGUAGUGACAUGCUGUGCCUGUCUUUUUAGAAAAUUCAUGACUUCUUUAUAUCUAUUUUGUGGAAAGUGUAACUUUUUCACUGAUGACUUGUAUAAAUGUGUGUUACGAAUGGAGAGAUUCAAGCUUGAAAAGCAUGUUUGCAGCCUCGUUAUGGAAUUUAUAAAUUUAACAGAGUAAUAUACAAGAGCAUAACUAUUUUCCUUAAGUAGAAUGUAUAACAAUAUAUAAUAAUAAAUUAUUCUCCACGUAGUUCACCCACUAUUUACAGUUUUACACAAUUCAAACUGUGUGUUUACAGAAAGUUCAAUAAAUGUAUAUUUUGUACUAUGUACAGAUUCCUGGUCCCAAAGAAAAUGUGUGAACUUAGUUUCUAACUUAACUUUUGAGAUUGUAUUUUUUUUUUCUUUUUGAAUCAGUUGAACAAACUGCGUUAUGCCUGUUGAUGGUGGAGGCUUGCAUUGGAGUAAAUGGGAAUUGGAAAUAUUUCUAAUCUACGAAAGUGAUUCCACUAAAUAAAACGGGCAAUUACA
Messenger RNA from Anas platyrhynchos (mallard), 9311 nucleotides. RefSeq names its product protein phosphatase, Mg2+/Mn2+ dependent 1A (gene PPM1A). Gene Ontology annotation, molecular function: magnesium ion binding; manganese ion binding; protein serine/threonine phosphatase activity. The record is from RefSeq and is a predicted model, not a curated record. Gene Ontology annotation, biological process: protein dephosphorylation. NCBI's taxonomy places the organism in Eukaryota, Metazoa, Chordata, Aves, Anseriformes, Anatidae.